Pichia membranifaciens NRRL Y-2026 is the source of this 1740-nucleotide messenger RNA. RefSeq lists its product as hypothetical. The coding region runs from base 1 to 1740 and encodes 579 amino acids. The record is from RefSeq and is a predicted model, not a curated record. NCBI's taxonomy places the organism in Eukaryota, Fungi, Ascomycota, Pichiomycetes, Pichiales, Pichiaceae. The transcript has a single exon. Gene Ontology annotation, molecular function: magnesium ion binding; carboxy-lyase activity; thiamine pyrophosphate binding.
AUGAAAGCCGGCUCUUUAAACAAAAGUGAGAUCACCAUCUCGGAAUACAUCUUUCACCGUAUUCUACAACUUGGCAUUAAAUCGGUUUUCGGGGUUCCUGGGGAUUUCAACUUGAGGUUUCUAGAACAUAUAUACGAUGUUAAGGAGUUGAACUGGAUUGGCUGUUGCAAUGAACUGAAUGCUGCAUACGCAGCGGAUGCGUACGGUAAAACCUCAGGAAAAAUGGGUGUGUUGCUAACCACAUACGGUGUGGGCGAACUUAGUGCGCUUAACGGUGUGGCCGGCGCAUACACUGAGUUUGCGCCAAUGUUGCAUCUCGUUGGUACGAGUGCAUUGAAAUUCAAGAGGGAUCCAAGGACCUUGAAUCUCCACCAUCUUGCGGGUCAUAGACACACUUGGAAAAAAAGUGACCAUUAUGUGUAUGAAAAGGUUGCAGAAAAUUUCAGCGUCGAUUCUGCAUCCUUAGAGGAUGAUCCUGAAGAAGCAUGCGAGAUGGUAGAUAGAGUAAUUUUGAGUGUUUGGAGAAACAGCAGACCGGGAUAUAUUUUCCUGCCUUGCGACAUGGCAGAGAUGAAGGUUGAUGUUGCGAGAUUGUCGAUUCCGAUCAAGUUGGAAUAUGAAUUCAACACACAUGCUGAUAAAGCCAAUGUUUAUGUUGAGAAAAUUCUAGCCAUGAUGUACAAGUCCAAGAACAUGUCUAUCAUUGCAGAUGAGUUUAUUAGAAAAUUCAGAAUGGAGGACGAAAUGCAUGCCAUGUUGAAGAAACUCGAUGGCAAGGUGAAUUUGUACUCUACAAUGUUCUCCAAGGGUCUUGUUGAUGAGGAGGACCCAAGAUUUGUUGGUACCUAUUUCGGUAAAUAUGAAAGUCCUGUUGCUAAAAUCAUUGAAAGUUCCGAUUUAGUUCUACAUUUGGGGAAAUUUGACAAUGAAAUGAACUGUGGGCAUUUUACCUUCAACCUUGACCAAGACAAACUGGUUGAGUUCAAUCCACAGUACAUGCAAAUCGGCAAAGAGUUUGAUGAGACUGUCAAUAUGAUGCAGAUCCUUCCUUUGUUGGUUGAAAAGUUGGAUGGACAAAAGAUCUCCCCAGCAGUCAAGUACGAGAGACCAAAAAAGCUGUAUGAAUUGGAUGAAGCACCAAGAGAAUACUCACUUACGGAAGUUGACCUGGUCAAGUCACUGAAUAAGAAUAUCAGACCGAAUGAUGUUUUGAUUGUUGAGACAUGCUCUUUCUUGUUCGCUGUCCCCGACAUCAAAUUUCGCAAUGCUAAAGUGAUCCUUCAAGGUUAUUGGGCGUCUAUAGGUUACGCGUUGCCUGCUACUCUGGGCGCCUCCCUUGCCUUGAGCGAUUUCAACCUCCCCGGUAGAGUUAUAACUAUUGAAGGGGAUGGCUCUGCGCAAAUGAGCUUGCAAGAAUUGUCUUCGAUGCUCAGAUACAACAUUGAUGCGACGAUGCUCAUAUUGAACAAUUCGGGCUAUACCAUUGAAAGAGCAAUAACUGGACCUUACAGCUCUUACAAUGAUAUCAACGCCGACUGGCAAUGGGGCGACAUGCUUAAGUGUUUUGGGGACCUGAAGCAAGAAAAGUCAGAAACAUUCAAAGUUCAAAACCCUGCUGAACUCGACAAGUCCCUUGGUUCCGAAAACUACGCCAACGGCAAGUUUAAGUUGCUGGAGCUCAUUCUUCCUAUGUUUGACGUUCCUGAGAAGCUCACAAAUGCCGUGUCUUCGUCCUCCUAG